This is a messenger RNA of Lathyrus oleraceus (garden pea), 663 nucleotides long. RefSeq lists its product as uncharacterized. NCBI's taxonomy places the organism in Eukaryota, Viridiplantae, Streptophyta, Magnoliopsida, Fabales, Fabaceae. The coding region runs from base 1 to 663 and encodes 220 amino acids. The record is from RefSeq and is a predicted model, not a curated record. The transcript has a single exon.
AUGAAUGAUAGGCUUAGUAGAAACUUUAUCUCUUUUGUAAACACAUCAGGAGGCAGGAAGGAGAAAGCAGUCGGGAUUAAAAGGGAAGUUCGUGAUUUCUUCAUGGAUAACUUUCAGGAGAAGAAUGUGUCCAAACCGGUUCUUAAAAGAGUAGAUUUUUCAAAACUCACAGUUGAAGACAGUAAUAGUUUAGAGGUGGUUUUCAUUGAAAAUGAGAUUAAGGCAGCAAUUUGGAGUUGUAGUGGUAACAAGAUUCAUGGGCCCGAUGGUUUCACUUUUUUGCAGGAGUGUUGGGAUACAAUCAAGGAGGAUGUGGUUCGUUUUGUCUCAGAGUUUUACUCUAAUCCUACUCUUUCAAAGGAAGCUAUAACCUCAUUCAUUAGUCUUGUCCCUAAGAUCACGAAUCCUCAGUUUUUGGUUAACUACAAGCUAAUUUGUUUGGUUAGCUGUUUUCAAAAAACUCUAUCUAAAAUCCUGGCCUCUAGGUUAAAAAAGACCAUUUGGUCUAUUAUUUCAGUUGAGCAAUCUUCUUUUGUACUUGGUAGGAGUAUUUCUGAUCGGGUGGUAGUGGUCAAUGAAUUGUUGGGUCUUACUAAACAGUUGAUUAGGGAGUGUACGGUUUUGAAGAUUAAUUACAAAAGAGCGUAUGGUUGUGUGAGUUAA